Messenger RNA from Myxocyprinus asiaticus (Chinese sucker), 1926 nucleotides. RefSeq names its product carbohydrate sulfotransferase 12-like. NCBI's taxonomy places the organism in Eukaryota, Metazoa, Chordata, Actinopteri, Cypriniformes, Catostomidae. Bases 255 to 1571 code for a protein of 438 amino acids. The record is from RefSeq and is a predicted model, not a curated record. Gene Ontology annotation, biological process: carbohydrate biosynthetic process; proteoglycan biosynthetic process. Gene Ontology annotation, molecular function: sulfotransferase activity. The transcript is spliced from 3 exons. Gene Ontology annotation, cellular component: membrane.
GAGCGCACAUCCCUCAGCUGACGCCGUCGGUCUGCUGAGAGAUCCCGACUCCUACGAUGAGAACACAUUCAUUGAUUGACUGGAGUCAUGUGGAUUACUUUUAUGCUGCCUAAAUUUGACUUUUGGACUGUCAAAGUGCUGGCACCCGUGUACUUCCAUUAUAAGGACCUGACAGUCAUACACAUCUGGGACGGCAUUAGGGAUGUGAUGUAUCCUAUCUGAGCUGUUGAUUGUGAUAUGGAGUUGAGGUGAGAAUGGCACUUUCUCAGUCAAAAUCAACCAAAAUGGGAAAGUCAAGGCUAUUCCGCAUGUUUAUGAUUGUGAGUGCGGUCUUCAUGAUCCUUCUUAUAAUCAUAUACUGGGAUGAUGUGGGGGGCUCUAAUUUUUACUUGCACACAACCAUAUAUGGGUCUCGUCCAUCCCACCUCCCUUCACAUGGCCGUUCAGACCCUGCAAAGAUUAAGAAAGCAGACGAGAACAAAGAGAGCUCAUUUUUGACAGACAUAGAUGCAUUUGUCAACCAGUUUUUGGAAGGAACUGCAGACCCUACAGAACAGGUGAGAGGAGAACCGCCCCCCGGAGAGUCUCAAAAUCAGUCCUCUGAGAAAUCUGAGGAAAAAUUUGUUCCACGACGAGAGUGGAAAAUCCAUCUCACUCCAAUUGAUCCAGAUAAAAAACAGAGGCAGGAGAGUCGAAAGCAGCUGAUACAAGAUGCAUGCAGCAACAAAAGUCUCUUUGACUUCCCUGGAAAGAACAGGACUUUCGAUGACAUACCCAAUAAGGAACUGGAUCACCUCAUCGUGGAUGACAGGCAUGGGAUUAUUUACUGUUACGUUCCAAAGGUGGCCUGCACAAACUGGAAGCGCAUUAUGAUCGUGCUGAGCGAGAGCAUGUUAUUAGAUGGCGUGCCCUACCAAGACCCUCUAGAUGUUCCUCAGGAGCUCAUCCACAACAGUAACCUGCACUUCACCUUCAACAAGUUCUGGAAGCGCUAUGGAAAGUUCUCACGGCACCUCAUGAAGAUCAAGCUUAAGAAAUACACCAAGUUCUUGUUUGUCCGGGAUCCUUUUGUUAGACUGAUCUCUGCCUAUCGCAACAAGUUUGAACAAGAGAAUGAGGACUUCUACAAGAGUUUUGCAGUAGUCAUGCUAAAAAAAUACAGUAAUUACUACAAUCCACCAGCUUCGGUGGUGGACGCUUUUGCAGCUGGGAUUCGACCAUCUUUCUCAAAUUUCGUUCAGUAUUUAUUGGAUCCCAGCACUGAGAAAGAGAUGCCUUUUAAUGAGCACUGGAGACAAAUAUACCGCCUGUGCCAUCCUUGCCAGAUAAAUUAUGAUUUUGUGGGGAAGCUGGAGACUUUGGAUGAAGAUGCUGAGCAUUUGUUGCGGAUUCUUCGUGUCGACAAUGUCGUUGAGUUUCCGCAAAGUCACCGAAAUCGAACGGUUAGCAGUUGGGAGCAGGACUGGUUUUCCAGCAUACCAUUGGAAUCUAGAAAAGAGCUGUACAGGCUCUAUGAAGCUGACUUUAAACUGUUUGGAUAUUCCAGACCAGACCAGCUGUUACAUGAGUAAUGCAUUUAUGAUGAACUACUUCUUCACUGGGAUGCUGAAAAUCUUUGACAGUACAAGAAGAGGAAAAUAGAAUUUUCUCCUGCCUGGUUCUUAAUGUCUGGAUCUUUCAAAUGAUAAGAGUCUUGUGGGCAUUGAAUGUGGUUUAUACUGUAGCGAACAUACAUCCCUUGUAUACAGCUAAUUUACCCAGUCCAUUUACCAGUAUUUCCCUAAAUGUUACUAUUAUUUAUAACGGCAUUUUGAUGAUCAAUGCACACUUUGACUUAAGAUACUGAACAUAAAAAAAAAAAAAACAUAACUCAAUAUUUGAAUUAUGAGAGGAUGUAUGUGAAGUUUAGUCUUUUUUUUUUUUUUU